Molecule: messenger RNA, 8407 nt
Organism: Nezara viridula (southern green stink bug)
Lineage: Eukaryota; Metazoa; Arthropoda; Insecta; Hemiptera; Pentatomidae
Source: the annotation of a GenBank genome assembly
GCCGGGACCGGCAGAAAGGAGCCUGAAGCGAGGAGUGGAGGAACAACAUCGGAAAGGGGCUAGGAGUUUUAACAUCCUAACACACCAUAUCCCAUCAUGGUGGUGGUUAACAUCACGGCCGACUCCCAGGAGAAACAGCCGGAGGGGCAGGUCAAGCAGGCUAAACCGUUUCUAGCCCUCAAAGUAACAGGAACUGUAAAAUGGUUCAAUGUUAAGAGUGGCUACGGUUUCAUAAACAGAAAAGAUACCGGUGAAGACGUAUUUGUACAUCAGUCUGCUAUUGUAAAGAACAACCCAAAAAAAGCUGUGAGAUCGGUCGGGGACGGGGAAACAGUCGAAUUCGACGUUGUUGCUGGUGAAAAGGGGAACGAGGCUGCUAACGUUACAGGCCCUGGAGGUGAGGCGGUCAAAGGAAGUCCCUAUGCAGCUGACAAACGCCGAGGCUACCGCCAGUGGUUCUUCAGGGGCCGUGGCGGUGGCAGGAGACCCCCCGCCCAGCCCACCACAGAUGGUAAUGAAGAAGAAGGGACAGUAAACAGAGAUGAUGCCAAACCUAGAAGAUACAGAAACAGAAGGUUUAUGGGCUCAUCCUAUCCCAGAAGGCAACAGAGUGGUGAUAAAAAUGGUGGAGAUAAAUCUGGAGGAGAAGGUGGUGAUGAUGCCGUUGGUGGAGGCGAUGAAAGAGGCGAUGUUCCUCGUGGAAGAGGAAGGGGAAGAAGGUUUAGAUUUCCAUACAGGGGAGGUAGAGGUGGAAAAGGAAGAUCACUUUCGCGCCCCCCUCAGGAUGGUGAGGGUAAAGAAGGACAAGGAGAAAUAGGUGGAAACAGUGGGGGCCCACCAGCUGUGAGAGGCAGCCGUGGUGGCAGGGGCAGGCCUAGGUACAGGAGACCUAGCAGGCAGGACAAGGGGAUUAAGCCGGAGCCUGGUGAGAUCAAACUAGAAACUGCUGAGGCAGCCCCUCCACCUCAGGAGACAACACAGGCAGUGCAUAAUACUGUGGAUGAGAGUACAGCCUGAACUUCAAAAGAACUAUGAUUUUUCUUCAUUUUUUUUUUUUAAAUUCAUAUUUAUUUUUCACAAUUACUCAGUUAAUAAUUUACCACCGAAAAUACGGAGUUUUUUUUUUUUUUUUAGCCCCUCGAGGUAUUUUAUUUUUUUAAUUUCUCAUUGUUGGAGAAAGAGAGUGGAUGUGAGAAAGUUAUCUUAAAUGAACUUCCAUUUUGGCUCCAUGUUUGGCAUUUUCUUUUUGUAUUUAAUUUAUUUCUUUUUUUUUUUUUUUUUUUUUUUGUUGCAUUCAUUAGAUUUUAGUUUGUAAAGAUUUCUUGUCGUGACUUAGUCUUUGCAAGGCUGUUGAAGGAUCUCUUUUGUAAUUAGGUCAUAAAGAAUGGGGCUGAAAAAGAUAUAAUUUUUAUUUAUUGGUUUUUUAAUGUUGCUGUUUAAUUUAUACACCAUUCAUGAAUUCUUUUAAGAAACCAUUUGGUAGUAAAAAUCAUAUUUGAAUUUAAUACUGAUUUUAUUUUUUGUCUCGAUCCUCGUUGUUGAUGUUGUUUGCUUUCAUUUCUAUAGUCAUUGACAUAAUUUUCAAUUUCCUUUUAACAUUUUAAAAAAAUGGUACAAGUAAAAUAUGUUUUCAUUUAUAUAUUGCUUACAGCUUUAGAAUAAUAGUUGUUAUUGCCUGCCUGGACAUUUGAUUUCAAUUCCUGAAAUCACAUUUUUCUCCAUUUAGCCAUUAAUUAAUGAUAUUUAUAGUCGUUUUUUGUGCAUGCUUAGUUAUAUUCUAUUCCACUUAAAAACAUUUAUUUUGUUCUACGAUUUUUAUUCAAUCCAAUUGAUAAAUUACUUUAAAUUGAUUAAUCUCUUGAGCUCAGCUUAGGUGGUUGCCUUCAAAAAUUUAAGCUUUGUAGGAUGUGUUAUUUUUUUAUUUUUUCUCAUUUUUUUGUCUCAUUGGUAUAUCUUUAAGUGUUUUCAAAAAAAAAAAAAAAAAUUAAAGAUCAAGUAUGUCUGUGGUGGCUUUGUUUUUUAUGAGAUGAGAACAUGUAAAAUCAGGUAUGAAAGAUGUCAAAGAUACUGGAUUUUGAAAGAAUGUGAGAGCUUGUAUUCUUUAAAUUUUUGUUUUAUUUGUUUUUGUUUUCUGAUUUGUUUUAUAUAAUGUAUCUCUUAUCCUAACCAUCGAAAUCACAAAAAUGAUUUUAUAACAUAUAUUCAAACUUGUAUGAAUGAUCACUACCACAUUACUAAAACGGUUUUGAAUUACACAAGAUUUGUUUUCAAAAGUUGAAUGGAUUUUUAAAUAUGAUUCAAGAGUAAAAGUAAAUUUUUAAGAGUUAAAUGUAGAGAAAAAAAAAUCUUUGAAUAUAGGUUUUGUUGCCAAUAAAAUGCAGGUGUUUGUGAGCCCCAUUACGAUCACGACGAAGUUUGUUAAAUGCUGAAGUGACGGUCGUCGAGAUACGUACAAUUUUUGUUUGUAACAUCAUUGUCACUGCCUAAAAAAUAAUGAACUCUAAAAUCAAAUUAAAAGUCCACUUGGUGGGUCCCCCUACCACCUUAGUAUAGGGCUGUAAUCUUGCCCGUAGUUGAAAUAUGAGAAUAUGUAAGAUAAAUCAAAUGUUAGCGGGUGUCCGAACCCCAGGGGAAUGUAUGUAAUCAUCUUUUUUUUAACAUCAGGAAAAAAGGUUGAAAUGAACUGAAGAAAAAAAAAAUUAAACAUAAUGUACAAAAAGUAAACCAAAAUUAAUUUUUCACGUAACAUUUGCAUUUUGAAUAAACAAACCAAAAAAAAUGUAAAAAUUAUGAAUGUGUUUUACUUUUUUAAUGCCCUUUCUGUUUUUCCACUCCUUUUUAAAUGACCUGUUAAAAAAAAUUUUUAAAUACACAUGUAUCUUUGUGUUUUAUCAUCUCACAGUCAUCAUAUAGCAAGUUAAAUUUUUUAAGCAGGUCAUAAUCCUUUUUCUGAAAAAUAAAAAAGCUUAGCUAAGCUUGGUAAAGUUAAUACCUAAUUAAAUGGACUUAAAAUUAGCGAGGAAUGAAAAAUCAUCCUAAAAAAACAAACAAAUAUAAUUCCAAGUUCCAUUGGAACAAAUAUCCAUGAAAGAACAAUAAUCUAAUCAAGAAUACUAAUGUGUUCAUAUUUUAAUAAAUAAAUUGCUCCUUAUUUGUUAGUACAAGUGACCAGGCAAGAAAAGUUUUUCUCUCUUUAAUGUGAUAAAUAAUAUUAAAGUAAUUCCUGUAUCUUCGAAAAAAUAAUGUGUAUUUUUUGUGAAAUUGUACCAACUAAAACAUUAAAUCUCAGCUUUAUUCACAUGUGGAUGAGAAGUUCUGAUUUAAUAGUAUCUUUAUACUUAAUAAAUAUACUAUUAUAGAUUAACAAAGUUUAUGGUAAUAUUUUUAAUUAGUUGAGAUUCUCAUAGAGCAUCCACUUCUUUAAGUUUAAGAAAUUGAAAAAAUGAGUGUUUAAGCAUACUUAGCCUACCUCUCGAGAUUAAAUAAACAAAAAUGGUGUAUGAUUUGUGGAAACUAGCUAAACCUAACACAUAAGUUUGACCCAACAACUAUCAAUUUAUAAAAACAGUGUUCUUACUAUGUGAGCUACAGUGGUUUUGGCUAAGUAAAAUACAUGGAAAUGUCAUUAUCAUGCUCAAAUGGGUGUAGCUUUUUAGAUUUUUUAUUUUUGUACUGUAAUUUUUUAUCAAUUUAGACUUAAUAUAGUAAGGUCAUUACUAUUUGCAGAUUUUUAUAAAAAUAACUACCUAUAAUUAUUUUUAUGAAAUUGUAAAUAAAAAAUAUGUUUAAUGGAAUGGCUAUUGAUUUCCUAAAUAAAUAGGCUUCCGUCGAUAACCCUAGUACAUACAGGUUACCAUAACUUUAUUUAUUUUUUACCCCCAUAUCUUAAAAAAAAAAAAAAGGUUAAAAUUUAAGUUGAUUGUAAUGAAAAUUUUAAAUUUCCAACAAUAUUAGGAAUUUAAGAUUAUUGACCAAGCAUUGGUUGGUAGUUAUUUAAAAUAAAAAUUCUCGAUUCCGGCUCUUAGUUCUCUGUGACCAAAUUAAAUUACUUAAUAUUCUAUGUUAGUAUUCUCUAGACCAUUAAAUAAUUGUCUUAAGUUUUACUGAUUUAUUCUGCAUCGUUUGUCGAGUUGCAGCACGCAGAGGUAAUGGAUUUUUUUGGCUUACUACAGUAUAUUUUGUUAAAUCUUCAUUUAAUUCUAGGUCUAUUUGUUCUGCUUCUCUUAAGCUUUACAGCAUCACCUACCAUAAACUAGUUCUAUAACUCUAUAUAAGCCUUCAUCAACUACACCAGUUGUCACAUGUAUCUUGCUAACUUUAAAUUAAGAAUUGAUCAUCUUUAUACAGCUCUAAAUCGCUCGCAAAGUUAGAUAUAAUUGAUUGAUCCUAUGGAAUUAAGUAUUUUUCUUAAUUUUAUUAUCCCCUACUGAAUAAAUUCACUUUUCUGAUAAAGCCGCUAAUGGUUUGGUGCUUUUUUGUUUCUCAAGUAAGGGUAUAGACACGUGAUAAAGUGAAAAAUUGACUUACUAACUUAGUUCUCUCUAUUCUUCUUUAACCACAUGAUUCCAUUUUGUAGCCAAAAUAAUUAGGAAUUCCUAUAAUAUUAAUGUUAAUUUUAUUUUCAAAAUCAUUUAAUCUUAGUAUCAGAAAGAGUAAUAAAAUAUAAAUUUUCAUAGUUUGUUUAAAAAUAUUUUUAAUAAUAAGUUGAGAUGAAAUGAUUAGAUAUAUUAGUUAUCAAGAAUAAAUCCAAUGUGAGUAUUUGACACAAAACUUUUUUUGUUAAAUUAAGAAAAGUUUAUUAUUGCUUACAAAUAUUAUUAAAUCUUGGAAGGAUAGAUAGCUAAAGAGGCAGAAUAACAAUUUACAAAAGUAUUAGGUUAAGAGGGUCAGAGAAGUGGAUUCUGUAUUACAGCAGUCUAUUAGAACAUAUAAUUUUAAUAGAUGGUUUGUCAUUUUUAGAACAAAUAAUAAAAAAAUGUACAAAAUAAAAUAUUUAUGUUUAUUUAAUAAUCUUAAUAUCUAUAUAAAUAAAAUAAAGAUUUUGUCCGUACAUUGAAUAUAAUCAACCCGUUAUAUAUCUUUCCGUUUCAUACAUUGCAGACACCAAAUCCAUAUUUAAAAAUUUUUUUUGUCUGUAUGUCAGCAUUGAAACGAAAUUUUGUCAGGGGGAAGCUCAGCAAUGGCUUAUUGUAGACUUUGUAAAUUUUAACAUUACAUUAAGGUUUGCUUGACUUAAAACAUAGGCUUUAGAUGAAAACAAAAUAUUGAGUAUAACCAAAGUUAUGAAUUCUUGAGUAAUUUAUCUAGAGAUCUCAGUUAAUGUUAAUAAUUAACAUAUGUUUAUAGGUUAAAGAACAUCUAUAUAAAUAAAAUAAAGAUUUUGCCCCGCCAUAAAAAAAAUUCAAAACAACCACCAUCCUCCCUCUCAAUUUUAUGAAAUUGAAUUUGUACCCUCCUCCCCCUAAAAUACAAAAUUCAUCUAUAAAAGAUAUUCUCAAAUUUUAACUAUGUACCCGUCAACGAUGGGUACUACAUCAGCUAGUAGUAAAUAAAAUAUAUACAAAAUUCUCUUCAAUAUCUAUAAAAUAAUAAAUAUUAAUUAACUUAUUUUAAAAAUAAUCAUUUAGAGACCUUUUCUUGUUUUAUAUACAUAUUGCGUAUUUUAUUGAAUUACUGAGUUAAAGUAAAAAACUAGACCAGUCAGGACACAAUGGCUAAUGUUAGACUAAAUGUAAAAUAGUGUAGAGAUGGUUGACCAUGAUUAUAAUAUGAGAAGCAGAUGAUGAAGGAGUGAAUGAAGACCUACAAAGUGAGUAGAAAUGUCGUAAACAAUAAAAUACUAUUUUAACAAAUAGUAUUUAUUAGACCUCACCCUCUGACCAACUCCUCAUAAAUGUAAAAUAGCUAUUGAAAGUAUUUAUAAAAGUAGUUAGAUCCUAAGAAGUCCCGUGCUUUGCCAAUUUAUCACCAACCUGGAAAGUGAGGUUAAGUCACUGGCACCAUGUUAAAGCAAUAAAUGUAAAUCUGCCCAGUUUUCUAUUUUGGUUAUUUGUUACUACCACAAGUACAGACCUAACAAAGCCAGAAAUUGCAUUACUGAUUCUGGUCGCCGAUCAGAUUCUACAUUUUGCCAUAAGGUGGACCUUAUGGAAUACAUGAAGACAAACGAAAUUGAAAAUUUGAUGAUUCACAUUCAUUACAUUAUUAACAUGGUGCUGAUCAAACUGACAUACAAGAAGCUAGAAAAAUAUGGAAAAAGAAUAGCGAACGGCUUUAUUAGAGAAAGAAAAUACCAUAACUGAGGAUAAGUAGUGCCUAAAAGUGAACAUUUCUUAACAAAUGAUUUCAAAAUGUAUUUGUGCUAAUACACAAGAGUGUAAACUGAUAUCAAGAUUUCCUAGGAUUUGUGCUCAUAGGCGACUUGAGUUCUUUUAAUGUUAUUAGAACACCUUAUUGUUGAUAGCUUUUUCAACAAUAAUUUCAUUCAGUCACAUACAAGGAGGUUGUUUUGAAAACAUUUCAUCAAUCUCCCUUGCAUUGCAAGAUGACAAUUAAUCUUAAGUGCCCAAUGCCAACUAUCCCUAACUACCAAAGAUAUACUGCUACCUUUGACAAAUCGUUCCUGAAAUUCCUUUUUUUAUUAUGCAUACAAUAAUAUAGUAAAGUGGGUUGAGAUAAAUCUUCAAACAAUUUUUCACGACCUCAUAAUAUUCCUCUAAUUUAAAACACUUAUCGGCUCGAGUCCAAGUAAGCCUAAGUUACUAACUGUACCUGGAAGAAAGACAAACAUGAAGAAAUAAUCUCCGAUUAUAACGAAUGAUAUGAUAGUUAUACUAAUGCGAAGAUGAUGAUGGAAACUUAAUUACCAUAGGAAGAUGAUUUGAAUUUUAUGCGGGAUAAUUUUGAUGACACAUAGAGAGCAGCUGAGUAAAUAAAAAGAAAGAUAAAUAAGUUAAUCCAAGAUAAGUGCUUUAAGUUUUCUCUUUUAAUUUAUCUAACAAUACAAUCUGCCAAGCCCAAGGAAAAUAAGUAUUAGAUACAAAAAUUAGAAACUUUACUUUCAGGGGAAUUUCAAAUAUCUAGGCUCACUCCAUUGAAACUUUUUGCUAACAAUAUUAAAGAAGAUAUUUAGAUUUGAAUGCCAAAAAAAAAAUGUAGCAGAAUAUUUGAUCCUAAAUCAAUGUAUUUAAAGGACAAGUAGCUGUCUAGUGGAACUAAAUAAAACUGUUAAUAUCGUAAAAAUAGCAAAGGUUAGCUAGCCAACUUUAUCAUUACAACAGAAGACGAUCAGAUUCCAAGGAACUUCCUGUGUGAAGAGACUAAAGUAGAAACUUUAAAACUAAUAGCCUGAUGACACCUCAAGAGAUAAAGGUUAAGCUUCAUUCAUGAUGAAGAACAAGUUGGAUAAUUGGAUUCUUAACACGUUAGCUGCGGCUACGGUUCCGGAGUUCCGAUAUUCGGCUGGAAUUGUUUCGAAUUUUGCCUAUCUUACAAAGUCUCUAAAAUGGUAAUUUAUAAAAACAUUUUAAUGGGAGUUGGAUAGGUGUAAACGAAAAUAAUCAUUAUAUAUGAUAUAGAGCUAUCGAACGCCGGGGACUGUGACCGCAGCUAACAUGUUAAACUAGAGUGAUGUACCUUCUGCUCAAUAUAAAUUUUCUAAGGAUAAAUUUCUGGUUUGACAUAUUUUAAAUCGACUGCCAAUUAAUAAUGGUUGUGUUAGAUUCAUUGCUUAGCAAUCAAGGUGUGUCUUGUAAUAGUUGACCUAAUCAUCCAGCAACAGAUAGGCUUAUCUUCAGCUGGUGGCUUACCUUCUCUUUACAAUUCAAAAUUAAAACAUAGAAUUACAACAGUUGAUAUAUUAACAAUAUAAUUAGGUGAUAACAGUAAAAAUAUUAUUAAUAAAUUAGUCUAACAAACAUAAUUUCAUAAAAAUCUAUAAAAUAUUAUAACUUUACAUUAAUGAAAUUUAUUUAUUAGUUCAUAGAAGUUCAUUGAUUAUUUCAAACUCUCUUAUAAAGUAUUGGAGUAUCUAAUCAGACUUAAAUUAACAUUAUGUAACAAGGAGAAUAGUAUAAAAUUUCAGUCAUUAAAAAAUAUCACAUACAUAUAGCAGUAUCAGUCUGUUAAAACAUAACAGCUGAUAAUUUUACUAAGAUUCAUUGGUAAAACUGUAAUUGUCAGUGAUAUGUUUGCUGUUGCAUGAAGGCACCCAUCUUUUGUCGCUGGUUUUUUGCCUUGGGAGGUUCAGCUCUCGGAGGGCAGCCUUGGCCCGCUCUUUGACUAACCUAGCUUGCUGAGUCCCCAGCCUCGAAUUCCGUUUAGACUUUCUUUUUUUACCUCUACUUGUAGAGUCCUCUGCAUCAGAAUCAGGUAAUGAACUGGAAGGAACAUGGCUUGGGCAGCAGCC